This is a messenger RNA of Botrytis fragariae, 1614 nucleotides long. RefSeq lists its product as uncharacterized. The coding region runs from base 1 to 1614 and encodes 537 amino acids. NCBI's taxonomy places the organism in Eukaryota, Fungi, Ascomycota, Leotiomycetes, Helotiales, Sclerotiniaceae. The record is from RefSeq and is a predicted model, not a curated record. The transcript has a single exon.
AUGACGAAUCCAGCGAACAUGACUUCUCCCCAAGUCCAUCAAUGCAUAUCUUCACUCCGAACAUCUUCCUACCACCUAUCAUUACUAUCACGAGCACUCACCAUCUUCACAAUAUAUCUCUUUAUCUUGAUGAUGAUUACAAGAAUACCCUUACUCUACCCUACUUCCAACUACAAAACCGUCACAUCUCAGAUCCUUCCUUGGAAGAACACAGCAAAAAUUAUCGUAGCGCUCAUGGUUUCAAUCAGUCUAGAUCCAGACUUCCUCAUCUACUAUGUUUUCUAUCAAAUUGGGCGCAAAUUACUUGCGAUUUCACUUCUGGAGACGGGAGGAAAGCUGAAGCUCCUCGCAGUUAUGAUCACUGUCAAACCUUGCUGGCUUUUAAUUGGCGCUGCUUACGAAAUCGGUGAAGUGUGUGUAGAUAUCACAUUGGAGCAUUUCCAGAAGCCAUUUGGGGUGGAGAAAAAGAACGCUGCUGAGAAUGAGAAAAGGGAAGAAAACCCUCACUCUGCAAACUACCCUGAGCCAAUCUCCGCAAUCAUCAGUUACAUGUCUUCACUACUAGACGGAAUUCAAUACAAUAUUGUCACAGGGUCAGAAGAAACACACCCAUACAAGAAAAUGAUAUGGAAACUAAAGGAAAUACAAAAAUCCGAGACCGAUGCAGACAAUAAGAAGGAAAUGAAAAUUUCUUCCGAUCUCAGACAUUCAGAGAAUCAACCUCCCUUGUCCCAAACAAGGAAGCAUCUUUGGCUCAACUUUGUAGACUUCGACACCGAGGAAGAAACCCAAGACAGUCUCGAUAAACAUUCUAUCGCCGACGAAACAAUAUCCCCGACUUUUUCUCUUUCUCCACUUCAAUCUACUAAACCCCGGUCAACAAUCAUCGUUAGCCUUCCAAGUCCUUUGAGAUCAAGACUCCGUGAAAUGAUCGACUCAGUUACCCGAGAUCUAAAUUCAGUAGAGAGACAUAACGCAGUGCGAAUCAUCAUAGAAACCGAACAAAAUAUCGAAAAAUUGUACUCAAUAUCAGAAUCUAAUAUGCCACGAAUGAUUGAGCAAUUAGAGGGAUUGGAAAGAAAAUUGGAAGAUAUUUUCGAAAAUGUAGAAAUGGCCGCAGUUGAGAAUGAGGUUAGUAACAAAGAUGAAAAUGAAGGUGAAGAUGAAGAGGAGGAAAUGGAACCGGGUCUCUUGACCCCCUCAACUUCUUCAGGUGAAUGGACAUCUGUUGAAUCACCAUCAACUCCUUCGGCUCACUCUGAACCUACAUUUGAGGAUGAUGCUGAGGAUAAAAAGGAGGAUAUGCCAUCUGAUUCGUUGACACCUUCAACUUAUUCAACGCCUUCGAUUCCCUCAUCUCCUUCAUCCCAAUCCCGAUCCUCACCCAGUCCAACAACCACCAUCACCGGCCGCCCCUGGCAUCUCUUCCUCGUCGAUACCCUGUACAAAUGCGACAAUUCCCUACAUUUUGAGUGGAGCACAGCCGAGCUCUUCAACGCAUGGUUUAGCAAGAAUUUCUGGUUUGCCGUUACAGAGGGAGAAAUUGAGCUAUUAGAGAAAUGGAAAUCGUGGGCUUUGGAUGACAGACCUGUUGAUCAGAAGUGGAAUUGGUAG